Molecule: messenger RNA, 2026 nt
Organism: Melopsittacus undulatus (budgerigar)
Lineage: Eukaryota; Metazoa; Chordata; Aves; Psittaciformes; Psittaculidae
Product: keratin, type II cytoskeletal 6B-like
Exons: 9
Coding region: 36-1889 (617 amino acids)
Biological process (GO): keratinization; intermediate filament organization
Cellular component (GO): keratin filament
Molecular function (GO): structural constituent of skin epidermis
Source: RefSeq, a predicted model, not a curated record
CUCCUUGGUUUUGAAUCCACUGGGAAGAACCAGCCAUGUCUCGGCAGUCUGUCUGCAGAAGCUUUGGAGGAGGGAGCAGAAGGGGCUACAGCUCUUGCUCUGCCAUCGGUGGUGGCUUUGGAGGAGGUGGCAGCAGAAGCAGGAGCAGCUACAGCUCAUUCUCCAUGUCCAGGGGAUAUGGAGGUGGUGGCCGUUGUGGAGGGUUUAGCAGCAGGAGCCUCCACAACAUAGGUGGCAGUGGAAGGAUCUCCAUGGGUGGAUGCUACGGUGGUGGAGGCUACGGAGGCAGAAUGGGUGGCUUUGGUGGAGGCUACGGAGGAAGCCUGGGCAGCUUUGGUGGAGGCAUGGGUGGCUUUGGAGGAGUGUGUGGUGGUGGAGGAAUGGGUGGCUAUGGUGGAGGAAUGGGCGGUUAUGGUGGAGGAAUGGGAGGUGGAGGAAUGGGUGGCUUUGGUGGCCCAGGCUUCGGGAUGCCAGGCUUUGGUGGCCCCGGUAGAGCUGGCCCUGGGAUCCAGCCAGUGCAGGUUGACUCCAGCCUCCUGCAGCCGGUCCAUGUUGAGAUCGAUCCCCAAAUCCAGCAAGUGAAAAACCAGGAGAAGGAGCAGAUCAAGACUCUUAACAACCAGUUUGCCUCCUUCAUUGACAAGGUCCGCUUCCUGGAGCAACAGAACAAGGUCCUGGCCACCAAAUGGGAGCUGCUCCAGCAGCAAGGCCCAUCAGGGCCGAGGAAGAACCUGGAUGUCAUCUUUGAAAACUACAUCCAGAACCUGAGGAGGCAGCUGGAUUCCAUCCUGGCACAGAGGGGGCAGCUCGAGUCGGAGCUGCAGAACAUGCAGCAGUACGUGGAGGAGUACAAGACCAAGUAUGAGGAAGAGAUCAACCGGCGCACCAGUGCUGAGAACGAGUUUGUGGUGCUCAAGAAGGAUGUGGACAGUGCCUACAUGACUAAAGUAGAGUUGGAAGCCAAGGUGGGAGCUCUGACCGAUCAGAUCAACUUCCUGAGGUGCAUCUAUGAGGAGGAGCUGGCUCAGAUGCAGACCAUCAGCCGAGACCUGUCUGUGGUGGUGUCCAUGGACAACAACAGGCACCUGGACCUGGACAGCAUCAUCGAGGAGGUCAGGCGCCAGUACGAGCAGAUCGCCCAGAGCAGCAGAGCUGAAGCUGAGGCUUGGUACCAGAGCCAGUAUGAGCAGCUGCAGAACACUGCUGGAAGGCACGGAGACAGCCUCCGCAACACCAAGAUUGAGAUCCAGGAGCUGACCAGGAACGUGCAGAGGCUGCGGGCUGAGAUCGAGAGCGUCAAGAAGCAGAACCAGCAUCUUCAGGCAGCCAUUGCUGAGGCCGAGGAGCGGGGUGAGAUGGCCCUGAAGGACGCCAGGAUAAAACUGGAGGAGCUGGAAUCUGCUCUGCAGAAGGACAAGGAGGAGCUGGCUCGUUUGCUGAAGGAAUACCAGGAGCUGCUCAACAUCAAGAUCGCGCUGGAUGUUGAGAUUGCCAUGUACAGGAAGCUGCUGGAGGGAGAGGAGAACAGGCUGUGCAACGAUGGCAUGUCCAAUGUCAAUGUCUCUGUGAUAGGCAGGACCACCAUCACCGGAGGCAGAGGAGGAAUGGGAGGCGGCUUCGGAGGAGGAAUGGGAACAGGAGGAGGAAUGGGAAUGGGAAUGGGAGGAGGGAUGGGAAUGGGAAUGGGAGGUGGCAGUUGCGGAGCUGGAGGCAGCUUCGGUGGUGGCAGCUGUGGCAUCGGAGGAGGCAGCUACGGCGGCGGCUUCUCCUCCGGCAGCGGGAGGAUGUGCGGGUCCGGCGGGGGCAACUUCAGCUCCGGGGGGGGCUCGUCCUCCGUGCGGAGAUGUGUGACCACCACCUCGGUCAAGUCGUCAGGAGUGAGGUUCUGAGCCCUGUGCCCCGGACGCUCCCAUCCCAACUGAUGCUCUCAGCAAAGGAACCAAAGGAAAGCGGCGUCUCCCCCGCUCCCCCGGCACCAGCCCAGCCUCCCUGCAGCCAGCGCCGGGCUCCGGCAGCCACACGGACU